This is a messenger RNA of Aureobasidium uvarum, 1453 nucleotides long. NCBI's taxonomy places the organism in Eukaryota, Fungi, Ascomycota, Dothideomycetes, Dothideales, Saccotheciaceae. The record is from the annotation of a GenBank genome assembly.
UCAAUCAAUCAUGCAACUCCAACGAGAUGCUCAAGAUCGCGAGGUCGUUCCCGUCAUCAUCAACAAUGUUGAGCAGCCAUUCGAUGUCGAUCGUGUUCUUCCCGUCAAGAACAGUGUUUCUGGAGAAACUGUCCACUACUAUGCCAGCGCGGAUACAGAAACAUGUGGUCGCGCAUGUGACGCAGCCUGGACCGCUUUCCAGACCUGGAGAGAUGCAACAAUAGCAGAGCGUCGAGGACUAUUAUUGAGAGUUGCGAAUCUCUACAAAGAACGCCUGGAUGAGCUUGUGCAAGCUCAGAUGAAGGAAACCGCUUGCACUGAAGCAUGGGCGAAGUUCAAUGUACUUGCCGCCACCAACUACAUCAAUGAAUCUGCGGCAUGUGUUAGCAGUGUAAAAGGAACUAUCCCUCCUACCGAUAAGCCAGACACCAUGACUUUUGUUUUCAAAGAGGCUAUUGGACCUAUUCUUGUCAUCCCGCCAUGGAAUGCUGCUAUCGUCUUGUCGACUAGGGCUAUCAGCUCUGCAAUCGUCACUGGAUGCACGGUAGUGCUCAAAUGCUCCGAGAUGUCUCCCCUCACACAUACAAUCCUCGUCGACAUCUUUCGAGCAGCUGGCUGNCCCCCUGGUGUCCUCAAUAGCCUUCAAGCUUCACGUCAAGACGCGGCAACCGUUACAGAAACUCUCAUUGCAAACCAGCACAUCCGCAAAGUCGAGUUUAUUGGCAGUGCUACUGUUGGUCGCAUCAUCGCUGCCACGGCUGCAAAGUAUCUCAAACCGACCAUCAUGGAGUUGGGUGGCAAGUGUCCUGCCAUUGUCCUCGAUGAUGCAAACCUAGCAAGAGCGGCUCGGCUAUGCGCUCAAGGCGCCGUCAAAAAUCAUGGUCAAAUCUGCUUUAGCACCGAACGCAUCAUUGUGUUGCGCAGUGUGGCAGAUGAAUUCAUCCAGCUCCUUGUCAAAGAAAUCCAGAGCCUUCCAGCCGAGUCCGCGGUCUCAGAUUCCAUUGCACAGAACGCUGCAGCCAUUCUCAAAGAUGCCAAAGAGCAGGGAGUAAAGUUUUUGUGUGGAGAUGGGUUGGUGCAGGAGAAUUGCUCCAUCAACAAUACUCUAGUCCUUGUCGACGCAAACACAUCUCCAGAUCAUCUCCGCAUCGUUGACGAAGAGACUUUUGGACCAAGUGCUAGUGUCUACAUCGUCAACGACGAUGCUGCAGCCAUCGAGCUAGCAAAUCGCAGUGCAUAUGGUCUAAACGCCGCCAUACAUACUCAGAAUCUCGAGCGAGCAAUCAAGAUGGGCAGACGGCUUGAAUAUGGUCAAGUGCAUACUAAUUCGUCUACUGUGUAUAUCAGUCGUGGUGUCAAGGGAAGUGGAUGGGGUACGCAGAAUGCUUCUUGGGGUCUGGGUUUGUAUUACAACACUAAACAGAUUAGUUGGCAUGGUGAUGAUAGUGGGAAC